Molecule: messenger RNA, 1708 nt
Organism: Achroia grisella
Lineage: Eukaryota; Metazoa; Arthropoda; Insecta; Lepidoptera; Pyralidae
Product: protein rolling stone-like
Exons: 4
Coding region: 432-1259 (275 amino acids)
Cellular component (GO): membrane
Source: RefSeq, a predicted model, not a curated record
UUACUUUUAUUAGUUCAACGAAAUUUUUAUUUCUAAAUUCUACUAUAAUUUAAACAUAUUCAAAUGUGAUCUAAUUAUCAUGGUAUAAUUAACUUUUUAAUUCAGAAAUAUAGAAAAAAACCCAACGUCUGUUGUUUACGUAUUUACCGGCUGAUUGUUUCCCUAUUUGCGAAACGCACGCGAUGCUUUCCUACCUUAUUUUCCGUUUAUGGAUGUCAAUAUAUUAGAUUAGUUAACGAAGAUAAUACAUGCUUAUCGAUAGUGAUUCCUCAACUUGCUCUCUCUGUGGCAUCUCAUCAUUCCUCAGCGUCGUAUUGUGAAAUAGUAUUAUCUAAAAAUUCAAACUUAUCGGUCACUCCCAAAUCUCUGCUGCAUGGUGUGAUAUUAUACUAAACAACAUCGUGUGAAAUAAGUGAGUGUUAUUAAAUAAAAUGGUGAAAUGUUAUAGGAAGACUGUGUCUUUGUCGGAUAUUUGGGUGUCGUCGAACGACAAAGUAAGUGAUUUUUACGCGUCGUCAUGGCAACGAGGAGAGUCUCCUUUACCGCUGCUGGUAGUAAGAGUACUACUGGCUGCGGUGGCACUGGGCAUCCUGGUGUUUUCAUUGACUAGCGGCGCUUCACCUUACUGGCCCAUCUACCUUACCAACUGGGGAUUGAUAAUGCUGACCAUGAUGACGCUCAGCGGACUAAUCGUCUCGUGGGUUGCUGUAUGUAAAUCCACUUUUAAAGAGACAAGUGAUCUGCCCUGGUAUGUCAGUACAUAUUGGUUUCUAUACAAUAUAGCCGUCUCCAACGCACUAAUUAUCACAGUUCUGUUCUGGUCUCUACUGUAUAAAUCAGAAAACUAUGAAGAUGAUGAUGAUGGUCGUUUGUUUUGGCUGGAUAUAUCAACGCAUGCGAUAAAUUCUUGUGUAGCACUAACCGAAGUGUUAGCGUCGAGGACACCAGUGCGACUUUUACAUUUCUACCAGCCAUUAAGUAUAGGAUUGUGGUACGCAGCGUUCACCGCUGUGUAUUAUGCGGCAGACGGCACCGACGGAAAUGGAAACCCUUACAUCUAUGAGGUUCUAGACUGGAACGAAGGAAAUCGUGCAGGCGCAAUAGUGGCCGCGUCAGCAGCCGGCCUGCUCGUCAUAUACUUGAUGGUAUGGGGACUAGCGUUCUGCAGAGACAAGAUCUCAAUAUCCCUGAUCCGCACUAUCAGCCACAAUUUGCCCACAGUCCCUGAUACUCGAUUAGACACCAGAAUUUUAGAAUAAAACGAAACUAUUGUGAGUCAUGCUGAGUUAUAACUAUUUCUAUCGGCUUUUCUAACAGUUUUGGGUUUGCCCGACCACAUAAUUUCGCACUCGAUAGAUCUUAUCUAUUUCUAGAAUACAUGUCACGUCAUCUCUUAGCAUUUAUUAUAUAUACAUAUAUAAUAUAUAUGUAGAAAUAAAAUUAUGAUCUCUGUUAUCCUACCUUAUCAAAAACAAACUUUCAUUAAUUUGUAGAAAACAUCUUGUAUCAAAACCCUCGUAUCAAAGUACAUUAGAGUGUCAUAAAUCUGUAGAUACUAAUUACCAAUAAUCCAUACCACAGAAAGUUAAUAUUUAAAAUGGUACCGAAUUUGUAAAAAUACAAGGAAUAUGCCAUUUAGGAUUGAGGGAACUAGUAUGUAAUUCAAUCAAACAACGUGUUUAGGCAUACAAUUGGUAUUAACAAAAUA